Messenger RNA from Amphimedon queenslandica, 909 nucleotides. RefSeq lists its product as uncharacterized. The transcript has 3 exons. The coding region runs from base 56 to 850 and encodes 264 amino acids. NCBI's taxonomy places the organism in Eukaryota, Metazoa, Porifera, Demospongiae, Haplosclerida, Niphatidae. The record is from RefSeq and is a predicted model, not a curated record.
UUUCUCUCUCUUGCUCUCCCCUCAGGGUAGGACUCCAUUACAUUAUGCUGCAGCAAUGGAUCGUGUUCAUGUUUGUUACCAUUUGCUCAAUAAAGGAGCUGAUGCUAGUCAAAGAGACAGUGACAAUAAGACUCCAUUGGAUUAUGCAUUGAUCAAGCAACACGAGUUUGUUGUGGCUCUCUUCACUUGUCAUGAUGCAUCAGUUGGGGACUUCAUUAAAAUGCAGAGGAGUGAGGCUGAUACUGGCAGUUUAUACAGUGGUGGUACUGAUGGGUGUAGUUUAGUGUCUGAGAGUGUGUCAUUCAUUGCUCCAUCAGAAUAUGCUAACAGGUCAAAUGUCACUGGUAUCAUUAAUCAUUAUCUUGGAUACUUUAUACCCGGAGAUAAUAAAUGUCCUCCUCUUCAUUAUUAUUUCUGGAUCAAAGGCUCAAAGUUGUACUGGUCUCGAUCAAUCAAGAGACACAACAGAAAGAAAGGGACCGUACUGUCAGUAAUAGGAGGAGCUAGUCAGAGGAUAAAGGACAGGGAGGACUACUCACCAAAUGAUCUUCAUCGUUAUUCAUUUUGUGUUAUAACCGAGGAAGAGCUCCUUGAUCUUAUAGCCUACAGUGAAGAUAGCUUUAAAUAUUGGAUGCAAUCACUGGAGGAUAUAUCAGUACAUAAUAAUGAGAUGAUGGAGGAGAGGAGAGAGGAAGAAGAGGGAGAGGGUAUGGAAGAGGGUACAAUGUGUCGUGAUGAUGAUCAAGUGAUGGGGACUGAUGGUUUCAGCUCAGGACCUUCUCCUCUUUUCUCUUCCACUCCGUUACAUAAUGGCCAGACUAGGACUCUCUAUCCAAACAAUGUCAUUUAAUGCACAGAAACACUGCAGGUCAUGCAUGUAUGCUAUUCUGAAAAUUAAUUUUAUUCUUG